Amaranthus tricolor (Joseph's coat) is the source of this 881-nucleotide messenger RNA. RefSeq lists its product as uncharacterized. The record is from RefSeq and is a predicted model, not a curated record. NCBI's taxonomy places the organism in Eukaryota, Viridiplantae, Streptophyta, Magnoliopsida, Caryophyllales, Amaranthaceae. The transcript has 3 exons. Bases 102 to 881 code for a protein of 259 amino acids.
UCAAAUCCAAGCUAGUAACUGGCUGGAUUACGAAGACCCGUGCCCGUACGACCAAAAAGGUCAAAACGGGAAACGAAGGUGGAGAGCAAGCACCUUCGAAGAUGCCCUACGAAAUAUGGGGUCACAUAUCGAAGAGGGAUUGGGAGGCCUUUGUUGCCAAAAGAACAACUCCCAUAGAAGUUGAAAAGCGUGGUAAAGCUUCUGAUUCUGCAAGCAAAAGGAAGUUUUACCAUCGCUUAGGCCAGAAAACGUACGAUGAGGUCCGAAAAGAGUGGGUGGAUGCGGGUUUAUACCCCAAUCAAAGUUCAUCCACACCCUCAUCUACGACUACCUCCGCAUCCGUACAUACUCUUGCUGGAGAUCGGGUGCGUGAUUGGUAUUGCGGGCUUCAUUCCCGAGAUGCAAGUGGUAAAUUUACCAUUAAUGAUCCGGGAACGAAGAAGGUUGCUGAUGCUGUGAUGGGCUGGAAGGAAAAAGAAGCUACGGGGGAGUUCACCCCAAAAGGCAAUGUUGACGCAUUGCAUAUGGUCUUAGGGAAAGACCACAGUGGGCGGGUAGUCGGAAAAGGAGGCGUCCGCGUGGGGUUACAGAAGGCAUUCGGCAAAGAGUGUGUUGCUACUCAAUCCCGAACGGCACUGUGGGAAGAAGCAGCAACCCUCCGAGCGGAGAUUACGAAGGACGUUCUCGCGAAGGUGGCCACCGUGUUGCAAAAGAUGGGUGCACCCAUUGUGGACUUGGCAAACCUGAUUGUCGAGGAUCAGGGAAGUCAACAUGGGGAUUCUAACGCUUUGGUCGAGCCAACACCCGAGCCCAUUACCCCCGUAGCACCCCAGCUCUUUACUAAUACCCCUGAAGGGGAAACAUCACACCAUCGAACAUAA